GGCAGGGGAGAGUGAAGUGGCUGAGUGUGGGGGCGAGACGGAAUCUGCUGUCCCCGACUAGAGCCUUGUUUACCUCCAGGACCGCUCGUCCAGGACAAGAUGGCGUCGGUCUGGGAUGAGGCUGAGGACGGCGUUGGCGAGGAGGUGCUGAAAAUGUCCACAGAGGAGAUCGUGCAGCGAACCCGCCUGCUCGACAGCGAGAUCAAGAUAAUGAAGAGUGAGGUGCUGAGAGUUACCCAUGAGCUGCAGGCCAUGAAAGAUAAGAUCAAAGAGAAUAGUGAGAAGAUCAAAGUGAACAAAACCCUGCCUUACCUCGUUUCCAAUGUCAUUGAGCUACUGGAUGUUGACCCCAAUGACCAGGAAGAGGAUGGAGCAAAUAUUGAUCUAGAUUCCCAGAGGAAGGGCAAGUGUGCUGUGAUUAAAACCUCCACUCGCCAGACAUAUUUCCUGCCCGUGAUCGGGUUAGUUGAUGCAGAGAAGCUAAAGCCUGGAGACCUAGUGGGUGUGAACAAGGACUCUUACUUGAUCCUGGAGACCCUACCUACUGAAUAUGACUCACGAGUGAAAGCCAUGGAGGUGGAUGAGAGGCCCACAGAGCAGUACAGCGACAUUGGGGGGCUGGAUAAACAGAUCCAAGAGCUGGUGGAGGCCAUUGUCCUGCCAAUGAAUCAUAAGGAGAAGUUUGAAAACCUGGGUAUCCAGCCCCCCAAAGGAGUGCUUAUGUAUGGGCCACCUGGAACAGGGAAGACCCUCUUAGCUAGAGCAUGUGCUGCCCAGACAAAGGCAACAUUCUUGAAGCUGGCUGGCCCACAGUUGGUGCAGAUGUUCAUUGGAGAUGGAGCCAAGCUGGUGAGAGAUGCCUUUGCGCUGGCCAAGGAGAAAGCUCCUUCUAUCAUCUUCAUUGAUGAGCUGGAUGCCAUUGGCACCAAGAGGUUUGACAGCGAGAAGGCUGGCGACCGGGAAGUGCAGAGGACCAUGCUGGAGCUUCUGAACCAGCUUGAUGGAUUCCAACCCAACACACAAGUCAAGGUGAUUGCUGCAACCAACCGUGUGGAUAUCCUGGACCCUGCUCUGCUCCGGUCUGGACGCCUAGAUCGCAAAAUUGAGUUCCCGAUGCCCAAUGAGGAGGCCAGAGCUAGGAUUAUGCAGAUCCAUUCACGCAAGAUGAAUGUCAGCCCUGAUGUGAAUUACGAGGAGCUGGCUCGCUGUACAGAUGACUUCAAUGGAGCACAGUGCAAGGCCGUGUGUGUGGAAGCGGGGAUGAUUGCACUUCGGCGUGGAGCCACAGAGCUCACCCAUGAGGACUAUAUGGAAGGAAUCCUGGAGGUUCAGGCCAAGAAAAAAGCCAAUCUGCAAUACUAUGCCUAAUCUCUGCACCGCAAUCAGGACAUGGUAUCAACUGAGCUGUGGGUUUGUGACUGAACUGUGCACAGCUGAUGUAUCCCACAUUCCAGACAGACAACUGGGGACAAAGCCUCUGCAGGAACAGUGUACAAAAUGAGCAUAAGCCAAGCUUGCUUGGGAAAAUAAAUUAUAAAUCUUCUGGA
Molecule: messenger RNA, 1547 nt
Organism: Gopherus evgoodei (Goodes thornscrub tortoise)
Lineage: Eukaryota; Metazoa; Chordata; Testudines; Testudinidae
Gene: PSMC3
Product: proteasome 26S subunit, ATPase 3
Exons: 13
Coding region: 100-1368 (422 amino acids)
Biological process (GO): proteasome-mediated ubiquitin-dependent protein catabolic process
Cellular component (GO): proteasome regulatory particle, base subcomplex
Molecular function (GO): ATP binding; proteasome-activating activity; ATP hydrolysis activity
Source: RefSeq, a predicted model, not a curated record